This is a messenger RNA of Callorhinchus milii (elephant shark), 3807 nucleotides long. It is a transcript of the gene unc13d, whose product is annotated as unc-13 homolog D (C. elegans). NCBI's taxonomy places the organism in Eukaryota, Metazoa, Chordata, Chondrichthyes, Chimaeriformes, Callorhinchidae. The record is from RefSeq and is a predicted model, not a curated record.
GCUACCAGGAAAGAUGGAACCAGUGUCUGACGUUCCUGUGAGAGGUCACAGCAGCAUGUCCCAAUUCAGCAAAGAAGAGCUGGACUUGUUGUAUGAAGAAGUUCUCUACACGUUUGUCCAUCGGGUGGGGAAGCCACCAGGGGGGCGGAGCCGCGAGGAGAGCCAGCUCCUCCAGUACCUUCAGGAUGUGUUUGCCAAGGACACAGAGGAGCAUAGGCUCGUCCUGAACAGGGUCAGACAGCUGAAGUGGCCGGCCACCUUUCUGAAGGUUAUGGUGAAGGAAGCGAAGGGUCUUUUGGCCAAAGAUGCAACUGGCUUCAGUGACCCCUACUGUCUGUUGGGUGUUGCGGGUGAAGAACAGCAGGACGAAGAUGUGCACAGAGGGGACAGUCCCCUGCCUCGGAGACGGCAGAAAGCCGUGGUGAAGGAUUCCAUCCCCGAGGAUCAAAUUAAACGAACAGAAGUGAAGAUACAAACGCUGAAUCCCAUUUGGAAUGAAACCUUCCAACUGGAAGUUGCAAAUUGCCAUAAGUCAGAGUUCCACAUGGACAUGUGGGACCUGGACGAUGACGAGUCUAUGAGGCGCAAACUGGGGGACAUCCAUGGGAUCCACGGGUUGAAAAGGAUUUUCAAGGAUGUGAAGAAGGCUGCUCGGAAGCACGACCAAGAUGAUUUUCUAGGAAAUGUGAUAAUUAAACUGCAGGAUCUGCCUUACACUCCUGCCGAUGAAUGGUACCCAUUGGAACCUCGUACAGAGACUUACCCUGAUCGAGGGCAAUGCCAUUUACAGCUGAAGAUCAUCCACCAACAGAGAGACACCACUCUGAGCAAAGAGCAGGCGGUGUUCAGCAUCUAUCGCAGGCUCCUGCAGCAGUUCAUACAGUUCGAUGGGACUCAGAAACAGACGACAUAUCGCCUGGGCGAAACCGAGCUCAGCACAUUGGCAACCACCAUCCUGUCCCUUCACGCAACUCAGAAUGACAUCUCCCAAUUCCAUCAGGACUUGGCCCAAUGGUUGGUCUACAGCAAACUCUACCAACAUGUGCAAGUGAACUUCCUCUCUUUGCUACAGCAUCUCGCCAGCAUCCAGUACCAAUGGCCACAGGUCACCCUACAGCCCUGGGAGAAACAAGAAUUGGCAGAGUCAUUCAGAUCAUUCCUGGAUUAUGGAAUCUUGCUCGUCCAGAACUACAGAAAUGUCUUCCCUCUCACUGACCCCAAAGCCACAGAUCGUCUCCAGUCUCUCCUCAGGGUACUGGUGCAGAUCUGGAAGAUGACGGCAUUUCAUGAGCUUUGCUCCCCGGUUUCCGACCUUCAGACAAGGCUUGAUGAUGCCAUCAAGUCUGGGACCAUUGACAGCUAUCGUCUCCAGAAGCAGGAGUUGCAGUCAAGUGUGAAGAGUGAGGAAGAGGCUGUGAAAUCCCUGGUGUUGCUGGUGGAGCAGCUGAACCUUGACCUGGAGAACAACAGGAAAAUUUGGCACAAGAGUUUCAUGUGGACUGCCAAAAUCAAUCUGUUUGACAUCACCUACCUGAAGCUUCAGGAGCUGAUUUUUGAAGAUAUCCGAGAACAAGUGGUCAGUAUUGGGGGGGGCAAGUCCGAGGGAACUGUCGAGGGCUUAUUUCACCUCUACCUGCAGCUCAAACAUUUAAAGCAUCAACACAUUUACUUCUCAAAAAGUGACUCGACUUUGCCGCUGGAUGCCUUCCACACGUGGUUCAGUGAGCCUUUACCCAAGUGGCUGCAGGCUGUGUACAACGCGACAGUACAGAUGGUACAUCGCGCUGUGCAGAAAGACCAGCUGGAGGCGAUUGGGGAGAGAACCAAACACAGCACCUCGGCAGUGGAUAUUGCGACCUGCUUCUCUAAGAUCCAAACCACUUGGGUUCAGCUCAAUUGGCCGGACCCUGAAGAAUCUUUUGUCGUAAUGGUCAAACUAACAGAGGACAUGUGUAACAUUGCGUUGAUGUACUGCCGACUCCUCAAGGCCAGGGCAGAGGACCUGUCAGUCAAAGGAUGCAGAGCAACUUCAUCGGAAAACUCAAAAAUCAACAGUGUGAUCUCACUGAGACUCUGCGUGGUCCUGAACAACAUGGAACAGCUGAGGGUGAUCAUUUCCCAUCUGCCGGCACAGCUGGACUGGGAAGGUUUGAAGGAAGACAUGACAGACAGGAUUGAAGUGGAACAGAUCCAGAACACUCUGCACACCCAGCUUCAAACAACCAAGAGCUCUGUCAACAAAGAGAUCAAAAGUGUCUUGCAAACCUUGGCACAAAAGCUGCAUAUGGAUAUAAAGAUACACAUACAGCACCUGGCAGCAUCCAGUCAUUCUGUUCCUCUGAGCGAUAUGAUCAAUCCUUUGAUGAACUUUCUGGUCACCGAGUUUGCUUACAUGGACACGAACCUUGUUCAAGAGAACUUUCAGAGUCUUCUAGGUUUCCUUUGGAUGCACAUAAUCGAUAUCUUAUCAACAACUUCAUCCCACAGUGACGUCUCUCAAGACGUUUAUGCCAGGCUCCAGUACGCUCUGCGGCACCUUGUGCAAUGCUUCCACGCUGAGGGAAAUGGGCUGCCAUUGGAUCAACUCCAGAAUGCCAGCUUUAAGGCUCUGGAGACUAAGUUGAAAUUAAACGCAGCGAGCACUCAAGAGCUGAUCCAGAAAUUCUUUGUGAAGAAAGCGGAGCAGCAGGCCUUUGACGAGUGUUCUAAGUAUGGUGCGGUGACCAUAAAGGUUUUCUAUAAUAAUCAAGGUCAAAAGCUACACGUUGAAAUUCUCAACGCAGUCAACCUUAUCCCACUGGAUUCCAAUGGUACCAGUGACCCCUUUGUGCAGCUGACUCUGGAACCGAAGCACAUCUUCCCAGCGAUGGAGAGUAAAACAACUCAACGGAAGAAAAAUGAACUCAACCCACUGUUUGAUGAGAUUUUUGAAUUCAGUAAUGUGACUCCGGAGCAGUGUGGGGCAGAAGGAGCCUGUCUCCUCCUCACGGUGUUUGACUAUGAUACACUGGUCACAGAUGAUCUGGAAGGUGAGGCAUUCUUCCCUCUUCACAACGUCCCUGGACGGGACAGCAGUGAGGGAACACUCAACAGCACCAAUGUUCUUCAAAGCCGGUUGUCUCUCAGCCAUCCGAAGCCAAAUGAGGACACUAUACUAAAGUUAUUAGAGCUACGCAAAAGAGACAAAGAUGCUCAGGCAUUGGUCAAGAUACGAAGACAACGUGAAAAAAAGUCAAUGGAACGGCAUUAACUUCCAUCAUAAACCGGGGGUGACUCAAGCCUCUCAGCACAUGAGCAGCUCUCACCACAAAGGGCUCAGAAUUGAACAGGACCCUGUGGUCCUCACUGUCAGACAACCAAACCCAGGAGCCUUUGAUUACACUGUGUCUUUGCUUCAUGUUUUUAUUUGACUUGAUAUGAAAACUGCUAAGAGUUUGACUUUAUUACGUCAGAGUUUAAGUUUCCUGUUCAAUGCUUUGCCUGGUUGAGAGAGCGCUGGGAUGUUACCCUGCAUGAGAGACGUGAUAUAAAUGCAAGUUGUUGUUGUUGUUGUGGUUGUGCCAGGCAGUGUUAUACACCCACAGCUUGUCGUUGUUCCACCUCGUGACAUGACGGGUUUGUUUAGGAAUAAGAUGUAUAAGUGUUUUACCAUUUUUUGUGCGUAUGGAGACAGAAAUAUGCAGGUUCCCUCCCCCACAUCCUCCCCAAACCAUGAAUAUUUACAACACAGAAGAAGCCAUUAGUUUAUUGUCUGGCUGCAUCUUUGAAAGAGCAAUCCAUUGCCUUUUCCCCUCCCCUCAUCCUCAU